UGGGCAUGCUCAGUGGGCAGGGUCGGUUUUAGGGGUGCAACUGGGAAGCCUGCUGCUUUGCUGGCCGGGCUCUUCCCCUCCCCCCACCUGUACGAGGCUGGGCCUGAGGAGCCUGUGCUCAGCAUCCUACCCCGUUGCCUGGGCUUGGUCUUCCCUGCGGGUCCCCGCGCUGACAUUCAGGCGAGGGUCAGGAGGCCGGGCGCGUCUCCAGAGCGCGCGGGGCGGGGGGGGGGCUGGGGCGAGGGUUUUGGGCUCUGACGACGGGGUCCCAGGGGUCCGCCCGCCUCCCAGACGCGUUUCUAGGCCAGGGGAAGCCUGCCUGCGGAGUAGGGGAAACCAAAUUCGGGGUCUGGGGACGAGAAAUCAGGCUAAGAAAUGGCAUUUCAAAAGGCAGUGAAAGGGACUAUUCUUGUUGGAGGAGGUGCUGUUGCAACUGUUCUAGGCCUCUCUCAGUUUGCUCAUUACAGAAGGAAGCAAGUGAACCUGGCCUUUGUUGAAGCAGCAGAUUGCGUGUCAGAACCUGUUAACAGGGAGCCUCCUUCCAGAGAAGCUCAGAUACUGACUUUGAAAAACACAUCUGAAUUCGACAUCCUUGUCAUUGGAGGAGGAGCAACAGGAAGUGGCUGUGCCCUAGACGCGGUCACCAGAGGACUAAAAACAGCCCUUGUAGAAAGAGAUGAUUUCUCAUCAGGGACCAGCAGCAGAAGCACUAAAUUGAUCCAUGGUGGUGUGAGAUAUCUUCAGAAGGCUAUCAUGAAGUUGGAUAUUGAGCAGUACAGGUUGGUAAAAGAAGCCCUUCAUGAGCGUGCCAACCUACUAGAAAUUGCUCCCCAUUUAUCAGCUCCGUUGCCUAUAAUGCUUCCAAUUUACAAGUGGUGGCAGUUACCUUACUACUGGGUAGGAAUCAAGCUAUAUGAUCUGGUUGCUGGAAGUAAUUGCCUGAAAAGCAGUUAUGUCCUCAGCAAAUCAAGAGCCCUUGAGCAUUUCCCAAUGCUCCAGAAGGACAGACUGGUAGGAGCAAUUGUCUACUAUGAUGGACAGCACAACGACGCACGGAUGAACCUUGCCAUUGCUCUCACUGCUGCCAGGUAUGGGGCUGCCACGGCCAAUUACAUGGAGGUCGUGAGCUUGCUCAAGAAGACAGACCCCCAAACAGGGAAAGAGCGCGUGAGUGGGGCGCGGUGCAAGGAUGUCCUCACAGGGCAGGAAUUUGACGUGAGAGCCAAGUGUGUUAUCAAUGCCACGGGACCUUUCACAGACACCGUGCGCAAAAUGGAUGAUAAGAACGCCGCAGCUAUCUGCCAGCCGAGCGCCGGCGUCCACAUCGUGAUGCCUGGUUAUUACAGCCCAGAGAGCAUGGGACUUCUUGACCCAGCGACCAGUGACGGGCGAGUGAUUUUCUUCUUACCGUGGCAAAAGAUGACUAUAGCUGGCACUACUGAUACGCCAACCGACGUUACACAUCACCCCGUUCCUUCUGAGGAAGACAUCAACUUCAUUUUGAAUGAAGUGCGUAACUACUUGAGCUGUGAUGUUGAAGUGAGAAGAGGGGACGUCCUGGCAGCGUGGAGCGGUAUUCGCCCCCUUGUUACAGAUCCCAAGUCUGCAGAUACUCAGUCCAUCUCCCGAAAUCAUGUAGUGGAUAUCAGUGAGAGCGGCCUCAUCACGAUAGCAGGUGGAAAGUGGACCACCUAUAGAUCUAUGGCAGAAGAUACCAUAAAUGCUGCCGUCAAGACCCACGAUUUGAAAGCAGGACCAAGUAGAACUGUUGGGCUUUUCCUUCAAGGGGGCAAAGACUGGAGCCCCACACUCUACAUCAGACUUGUCCAGGAUUACGGACUUGAAAGUGAAGUGGCGCAGCAUCUUGCCGCCACCUAUGGUGACAAGGCUUUUGAGGUGGCCAAGAUGGCAAGCGUGACAGGAAAACGGUGGCCCAUUGUUGGAGUGCGUCUAGUGUCGGAAUUUCCAUACAUUGAAGCAGAGGUGAAAUAUGGGGUUAAGGAGUAUGCCUGCACCGCAGUAGACAUGAUUUCACGCCGCACUCGCCUGGCCUUUCUGAAUGUUCAGGCAGCCGAGGAAGCCCUGCCCAGGAUUGUUGAACUGAUGGGCAAAGAACUGCACUGGGACGAUUCUAAAAAAAAGGAAGAACUUGAAACAGCCAGGAAGUUUCUCUACUAUGAAAUGGGCUAUAAAUCUCGAUCAGAACAGUUAACAGAUCGCUCUGAGAUUAGCCUACUGCCUUCAGACAUUGACAGAUACAAGAAGAGAUUUCAUAAGUUUGAUGCAGACCAGAAGGGCUUUAUCACCAUUGUUGACGUUCAGCGUGUAUUAGAGAGUAUCGGUGUCCAAAUGGAUGAAAAUACACUACAUGAAAUUCUGAAUGAAGUAGAUUUGAACAAAAAUGGCCAGGUUGAACUCAAUGAAUUUUUGCAGCUGAUGAGUGCUAUUCAAAAAGGAAGGGUGUCUGGAAGCCGGCUGGCUAUACUAAUGAAAACUGCAGAAGAGAAUCUCGACAGAAGAGUUCCCAUCCCCGUGGACCGAAGUUGUGGAGGACUGUGAGUCUGAGCAGUAAAUCCACAGCCAACAAACACAGGAACAACAAAUCACCAUGUAACAAACCACAGAUGACUUACACCACUCCGAACAGUGGAUAUGGAUAGCUGCCUUUUUUAACACUGGGGAACAUUCCAAAGCUGUAGGACGUUGAUGUAUACCCUUUAUUUGUAUUUGCCAUUCAAUCUAGCUUCUUAAAAGUGUAUUUUAUUUUUUUUCUCAUUUUCAAUGCACACUGGUUUAAUGUUUUGCAUUCAUUUUGUGACCUGUUAGACUGGACAUACUCCUUUUUUGUUUGUUUACUCAUUUAUUCAAAGUCAGUUUUAGAGGCAGAAUAUCUAGGCAGAAAUUGAAAAAAGAAGCUGGAAACAUUUUGCGACACGCACAAAGCUCUGGAUAUUAAGCUUGUUUAAGUGUUCGCUUCGGCAGCACGUGUACUAAGCUUGUUUGAUAGUAUUUGUUCUUAAAAGAAAUUGAGUAGGGUGUGACCUAUUAACACAAUAGUGUCUCUGGAGACCCCUCAGCUCCUUCUUCCUCCAGCUUGUCUGCCUUCCUCAUCCAAACAGUAUUGUGCAACUUUACAUCUAGACCAUGACUGGCAACACUGGAGAGGGAAAAAAUUUAGAUCUGGUGAUAAGAGCUAGUCUCAAAGAGAAACUCUGAAAGCUUCCAGAAUCACAGGUAUAAGUUAAGGAUAGCAUUGACAUUUCUGGGAGUUACAGUGAUAGUUUCAUCUCAGCAAUUCAUUUUUACCCCCAGUCACUGCUGGUUUUUCUUUGACUAUUACCGUUGCCAGGAAGAUCCUGGCUUUUCUUACUUUAAAACCAGCACUGAAGUGGCAGGUUGGAUGUAGUGGGCUGAGACUGAAUUUCUCAAAUCUUCACAGUACUAAUAAAUUUAAGGAUUAAAAACUUGUGUUUAUAUGUCCACAUGUUAUAGCACAAUUUUCAGUCCCCAAAUCCUAAAUCUUGGAACAUGUGAUAUUGUCAGAUAUGGUCUCUUUGACUUAGGUUAUCACAUUUUAGGGGGGUGUUUGUAAACAGUAAAAGAGGAUUGAAAUAGCCUUUCGUUAACUUCAGUUCUAAUUAUUUGUAAAAAGGCACAAAAUUGCCAUGUUCAAGGUAAUUUUAAUUGCUUAAAGCCUCUUCUCCUCUGUACUCAAUGGAAAAGUUCUCAAUCAACCAAAAAGGAAAAAAAGAAAGAAAACCAUACCCAAUACACACUCACACACAUCCCGCAUCACACACACACAUACACACAGAGACACAAAACAAAAGGAAAAAGCAGUCUGCAAUGUAUAAUAUAUUGAAUUUAAAGGGCCAGUCUGGUAUGCUUUUGCAAUACUUUGGUGGCACUUUAGCCAGUCAUCUGAAUGUUUAUUCGUUGUGUUUCCUCUUGUGAAGUUAACGACCUACUUUCUUUUUUAUUUUUAAUAUCAUGUUGUGUAUGAAUAGGAAAUGUAACCCUUUAUUUAACAUUAGGUUUUCAUUGUGCAGGCUUGAGAUCUUAAUUUUUUUAAAACUGGUAGAUAAAACUCUGUUGUGCUGUUAUUUCUAUAUAUGUCAACAUUGUAGAAUAUCUUUAUGCCUCAUUCAAGUGGGGUACGAGCCUGUAUGUCAUAAUGUACACACUGGAGGUUCACUCAUCUAAGCCCCCAUCCUCACCUCUGAAACAGACAGUUAAGGUAGCAUAUUAACUCAUUUUGUUUUUAAAAUGAAGUUUAGACUUGCCACUUCCUAAAGGAAAACCUAAGACAGAGCAAGUGACGCUCCCAGGUAUCACUGUGAACUUUUUUCUUUCAAGGUGUGAUUUUUACAGUGGCUUUUUUUUUAAAUAAUGGAAUCACGUGGCUUUGUAAUUUAGUGUUUUUCUAUGAAGACAAUAAAUUUCACUGUUUAGAACCCAGUGACACUUCAUAGAUAGAAGAGCUGUCCUUUACAACAUGAGAGAUGAUGUACCGCAGUAUUGUACAUUUAUGCUCUCUCUUUCUUUCUCUCCUUUUCUAGUUAAAUCAAGAUAACGAUGGGCUUGUAUCCUCCCUGAAUCCAUUACAGUAGGGACCGGGUUUAUAACCUGACUGGCCUGGGCAGAGCUGUAUUUGUAAAGAGGCCUUGUUUAUGCACGACUUGCUAUGAGUGAAGUUCCUUUAAGGACAAAAAAAAAGCGCACUUUUCUUCUUUUGAGCAUAUCUGCUUUGGCUUAAAAUCUGCUAAUUCUAAAACAUACGCUUCUUCACCAAUCCCAGAGACUUGUCUUGGAAAUGAGCUGGUUCCAAGUCUUUACUGUGAAUAAAGCACCCCGCAUUUUUGCGUAAGUUCUUAAUUAAACCUGUACAGCUUCUUUACCUGAUUUCAGAAAAGGAGAGAAGAAAAUGGGGGUUGGGGGUGUAAACUCCUUCAAAAUCUAUUCCAAGCGCAAAAGAAUUUUUUGUCUUUUUGGAGAAACAUGGUAUUAGCUGAUUAUGUUGGGGUGGGUGUGGGGUGUGCAGGUUGUUUUUUUUUAAUCGUCAGGUGAUUUUUAUUUAAAGAGCCUUUAAGGGGAUUCAGGUGAAGGAACCCCUGUGGUGGAGAGCUGGAUGCUCCUUUAAAUUGUCCUUACCGCACUCAGAACAAUAGUGAUCAUGCUGGAUUAUUUGUUAAGCCAAGGUUGUCUGCCUCAUAUCCAUCAUGCUGUUGGCAAUAUUCUUGCUUCCAAUCAACUCAUACUGAGUGUAACUUUAGGAUUUCUACUACUAGAUGCAUGCUCCCUAUUCUGCUUUAGUUUCUAGCUUUGUUUUGUCUUUUUCAAAAUAUGUAGCUUACUCUUUUGUACAACAACAAAAAUUUCAUUCUUUUACUAAACAUACUGUAAGGAUGAUCAUUGAUCUUAUUUCCUUUUUUAAAUGUAUUUGUAAAGAUUUUUGGCAUAUGAAUGUAAUAAUAUUGAAUCUAUGACGCUAAUAACUUGCACUGUUUUGCAUUAUGUCUUUUUAGAGAGUAAAAAAGCCCUACUGUGUUUUUAAAGCAUCAGGUAUAAUCCCACUACCAGAGUGGCAGUACACACUGCAUGUUUUCAUAUGUGGCAUUUUUAUGUAUUGUGUUGGGUUAUUGUUCUGGAUUGGACUGUUAAAUACUGUGUUUGAGGCUGGGUUGUCAUUUUUAUAACUGUCUUGGUGUUUUAUCGCCAUUAUUUAUUACUUUUGAUAUACAGAAUGAGCUGCAUGCAUUUAUAGAGCAAUAAGAGGAUGUAUUUAAUGUGCCUUGUUUUUAACUGAAUAAGAACUGAAAGCAUGAAUCAAUAAAACUGAUUAAAAUGGUC
This is a messenger RNA of Vicugna pacos (alpaca), 5850 nucleotides long. RefSeq names its product glycerol-3-phosphate dehydrogenase 2 (gene GPD2). Gene Ontology annotation, molecular function: glycerol-3-phosphate dehydrogenase (quinone) activity; calcium ion binding. Gene Ontology annotation, biological process: glycerol-3-phosphate metabolic process. The record is from RefSeq and is a predicted model, not a curated record. Gene Ontology annotation, cellular component: mitochondrion. NCBI's taxonomy places the organism in Eukaryota, Metazoa, Chordata, Mammalia, Artiodactyla, Camelidae.